This is a messenger RNA of Geodia barretti, 1173 nucleotides long. NCBI's taxonomy places the organism in Eukaryota, Metazoa, Porifera, Demospongiae, Tetractinellida, Geodiidae. The record is from the annotation of a GenBank genome assembly.
AUGACAACCAGGGCAGACACAUCUUGCAAAACCCUGACCCGCGGCGAACUCCUUGACCAAGCCUCGAAGUUGACGCCCAUCCUGAAAGAAAGGGCGCCUCUGACUGAGGGACUGCGUCGUGUUCCCACGGAAACAGUUGACGACCUGCUGGCAUCGGGGCUUCACCUCAUCGGAGUCCCCAGAAAAUUCGGCGGGCUGGACGUCGAUUACGGGAUAUCCCUCGAUGUGGGAGUAGAGUUGGCAAAGGGGUGCGCCUCCACGUCAUGGUGCUAUUCCCUGUGGGUAGCCCACGCGUGGCUGGUGGGUUUCUGGCCUCUUCAAGCCCAGGAGGAGAUUUUUGGAGCCAGCCCCAACGUACUCUGUUCCAGUUCCCUCAGCCCUGGCAAGUCCACCUGCACACCGGCAGAUGGCGGGUACCACCUUACCGGCCGCUGGGAGUUCUCCAGCGGCUGUGACUCGGCGGACUGGAUAAUGCUGGGGGUUGCCGGCAUAGACCAAAGAAACUGGGCUCUGGUUCCCAAGGAAGACCGCGAGAUAGUGGACACGUGGUUUGUGUCCGGCCUGCGGGGCAGCGGCAGCAAGGAUAUAGUCGUCGAGGAUGCCUUCAUACCCGCACACCGCGUUGUUGAGGUUACAACCGCCGGUGACACCGACCUGACUGGCUGGGCAAUCCACGGUCAGGACCGCUACCGCGUCCCCAUACCCGUGCUGCUGGGCUGGGACCUGGUGGCGCCCAUGAUUGGCGUGGCCCGGGGGAUGGCAGAAGAGUUUAUAGCGAAACUAACCGGCACAACCGGCCCCGGACGGACCGCCGAUUCGGCGGCCAUACACCUGCGGCUGUCCCAGGCUUGCGCCGAGGCGGACGCGGCCCAGGCCCUGAUGGACCUGGAUGUAGCGGAGAUCCUUCGGAAAGGCCGGGAAGGAGAGCCUUUCAACGCCUUGGAACGAGCCAGAUUCCGGCGGGACAAGGCGUUUUGCACCCAGCUUGGCCUCCAGGCAGUCAACCGGCUCUUCGACCUGAGCGGGGGCCACGCCUUGUUCGAAUCUGAGCCUAUGCAGCGUCUCCACCGGGAUGCCCAGGCAAUAGCCCACCGGGAUGGCCUGAUUAUGGACUUGGGGGGCCAGCAGUAUGGUCGCGUGGCCCUGGGGUUACAACCGGACGGAGCCAUCUGA